ACGACACACUGACGCUGGUCAAAUUCAGCAGAAAACGAGGAAGCGGAGAUAUGAAGUACUGUAUCUCUGGAGAAAGUAUCUAACGGGUGGCAUACAGUAAUCUACCGAGGGGACAUUACCACAAUUAUAAGAAAGAGCUAGAAACUAACAAGGUUAGUUACAAAUAUCUUUGACAUUACUCUCCAGCCUUCAAGGUGGACAUCUCACCACUGGUAACGUAAUACAGUAUCCUUUCAUCCCGUUUUAUUUUUGUAGCUAGCUACUGUAACUUUAGUUAUUUUUGUUGAAGUUACCUAACCUAACUAGCUAGUUAGUUUUCUAACUGUUACUGCCUAAUUUACAGUUUUUAUGCAAUGCUAUUGGUAGCAAGUUAACUAGCUAGCUAUGUCUGAUCAUUCAAGUUAAUUUAGCCAGCUAACUGAAUCUGACAGCGAGUUGGGACUCAAUUCAUUCUGAACUACAACCAGCCAAGUCAAACAGCGAUGCAGUCGGGCCAAAAUGUGAUGGAGUGUCACAGCGAAGGGGCGCUUGGCAAAUCUGACAAGACGGCGACUUUGAGAUACAUUCCCACUCUGAAGACUGACAAUGGUCCAACCGUGGAUAAUAAAAAUGUUGGGGAUACCCUGGUCAUCAAUGAGAGCAACCUCAGGGCGCCGAGUCCCCGUGGAGCAAAUGGUGAUGACGACUCUGAAGCAGAGUCGUACCGGGAUGGGCGGACAGAGGUGGUGGACAUGGAUAUGAAAGGCAGGGCGUUCGCCUGGUGUCGAGACUUCCUUUCCGGGUCAUGGAAAAGCAUUCCCGAGGCAGAUUUUCAGAUCAGCAUUGUCAGUGGUGGACUCAGCAACCUGCUGUUCAUGUGCAGUCUGCCAGACCAUGCCCACACUAUUGGAGAUGAACCUCGCAGGGUCUUGUUGCGAGUUUAUGGGGCCAUCCUACAGGGAGUGGAUUCUCUGGUCUUGGAGAGUGUGAUGUUUGCCAUCCUGGCGGAGAGAGCCCUGGGACCACGGCUCUAUGGAAUCUUCCCUGAGGGACGCCUGGAACAGUACCUGCCGAGCAACCGCCUGCGUACAGAGCAGCUCUUUGUUCCGGAACUGUCCGCUGAGAUCGCCUCAAAGAUGGCCCGCUUCCAUAGGAUGGUCAUGCCCUUUAACAAGGAACCCAAGUGGCUGUUCGGGACCAUUGGCAGGUACAUGGAUCAGGUGAUGAACUUAAAGUUUGCCCGGGAGGCUCACGUCAAGAAAUACAACAAGCUGAUUAAGUACGACCUCCCGGCAGAGCUGGAGAGUCUCCGAGUGUUGUUGUCAGCGACCCCAUCUCCAGUGGUGUUCUGUCAUAAUGAUGUGCAAGAAGGUAACAUUUUGAUGCUGGAGGACAGAGACCACACCUCCACUGGGAAACUCAUGCUCAUAGACUUUGAGUACAGCAGCUACAACUACAGGGGUUUUGACUUUGGGAACCACUUCUGUGAGUGGUGCUAUGACUACACAUACAACCAGUGGCCCUUCUACAAGUGUACACCUGACAACUACCCCAGCAGAGAACAACAGCUGCAUUUCAUCCGUAACUACCUGGAGGAGACAGGAGGCUAUUCAGAGAGCACCAUGCACGAGGACCAAGCUCGUAUAGAGCAAGACUUGCUGGUCGAAGCCAAUCGAUUCGCCAUGGCAUCUCACUUCCUCUGGGGCCUGUGGUCUAUCAUUCAAGCCAGGAUAUCCAAGAUCGAGUUUGGCUACAUGGACUAUGCCCAGUCACGAUUUGAUGCCUACUUCAAGCAGAAAAAGUUAUUUUCCUAAAUCGCUAAAAGAACAGAUUGACUUCAAUGGAAUGUACUGUAAUUUUUAUAUCUGCUGAUUCUUCCUGUACGCAACUUGUCCUGAUGCAGAAACGUAGUUAGCUAGGCAUAUGUGUUAAGUGUUGAAACCAAACCAAAUAUGAGGGGUAAACGUCCACUGAAGAGUCUUAGGUGGAUUUUUACAAAAUGAUCUAUUGUUUGAACUUGAUGUUUCUAAUAUACCAGGACCCCAUCCAUCUAGUAUCUUUCCAUCUAGUAGCAUCCAAUACGUUGCUCUGACUGCGACAAGUAACAGUGAAGCAGGGACUCAGCUGCACUCCAACAAAAUGCACUUAUCUUCCCCUACUAUGAAAUGUGAAAUUCUGUGAAAAUGCACAGCAAAAAAAAGCAUGUUAUUUGUUUCCAUUACUUACGAUCUACUGGUUCCACACAUUUAUGUUUCAAACCCUGUAGUCACGUGCUUUUAUUUUAGUCUUUCAACUCUGCUUCUUUCUUUACCCCACCUCGUCAUUUAAUUGUUGUUGAACUUCAGAACGCCCUUGACUUCAGGGUCGAUAUAUGCUCAUUUUGUGCCGUCUUUUUUCUUUUUCCUUGACUUGUUUGUUAAAUGCCUGUUCUAUGCAUGGACACAAUACAGCAUGGCAGAGAAUCAAGCUGCAUAGCACAACUCUGUUCAUACUGGAGUUCUGUUUCUUUGUAGUGCAGUAGGGAAAUCUGGACUCUUGGCCCUAUUCAUUCAGAACUAGUAAGAAAACAACAAGCUCCAUUGCAUAGUAAGUCAAAUAUGUUCUUAAGCAGGAUGUUGUUUUUGACCUUUCUCUAUGACUGGAUCUGAUUGAAUUGGGCUUAAACCCCAUGUAUGACCUGUCUGUUUUAGCAUUUUCUCUAGUUGAACUAUAUAUAGAGCGGUUGCAGUUGUCAGAAAUCACUUAGCAAUCAUGCCAGGCGCCAUGUUGGAAGUCAGUCACUGUGGUGGAAGAAUGGUGCAGCCUGCUGGCUGUUUGUGAGCAUGCACAUUGCACUGCCAAUUGUUUCUUAGCAAGGCAAUUUGUUUUCUCAGCUACAAUGUCUUGGCUGCCAAUUACGGCACAGAAAUUGACCAUGGUGAUGAACCAAGUAGGUUUAGGCACUUAUCAUUCAGCUUGGGGUUGCCACUCAGUUGUCAGAAGAAUUGAUGUGGUGGUCUUCCAACAUGGCUGCCAGGAGGUGUCGCAUUUCACCUCCUGGCACAAGUGUUUUGUGUCAUUCUACCUCUUCACAACAAUGGGGGUCAUUUUACACUUUGAAUGAUAAAUGAGCAAAUGUAGACCUGAAACUAAAUGAUUUAAAAAAGGAACAUUUUUUUUGGUUAUAGACAUUAACAGCUUAUUGCACAACCUCUCAGAAGAGAGCAGUUUAUGAAAAAAACUAUAUAUAUAGCUUUUGUCUGGCUUUGAUGUCAUUGCAUUCUGACUAGGUUUACCAUUUCAUUCUAAAGCUGUUCCAUUACUAGUAAACUGGUAUAGAACUGUCUGUCACGGUUUGACUCUGCCCAAGGUUUGGAUGUUUGUCCUUUUCCAUUUCUGACCAAGAACCACAAUGAUUAAAGAAAGCUGUCCAUGACUUUGAACAACAGAUGUUGUAUCUUAUUUAAAUGUGCAUUUGGCUCCUGUGCGUGUCUGCCUGCCCAACAUUAUUAGAAACCAAAUGGACUAUCUGCAUGCUUUUGGAAUUCAGAUCCAAAGAUUUUGAAAAUGGGAUCAUGGUGUUUUUUUUUUCUCCAAUGGCAAUCAUUUGAACACAUGGAAAUGUUUUUCAGUAUAAUUUGUUAUUUAUUUGUUAUAUUUUUUGCCCAGUGAAGUGCUCUUUGUUUUGAUGUGAGUUAUAAUAAAGGUGGACCUGUGAGUUUACCCUUUUGUAUAAUGUUAGAAUAUAUGUUGUGGAUGUAGGCCAAUGUUCGAUUUCCGAGAAUAUGAAACUGCCUAGUAUAGAAGCCAGUGUCUCGUCAACUAGCUAAAUUAAGUAACUUUCUUUCAUUGCACAUCAAGCCUGUCCAAAACACUUUGAUGUUCUUGCAGCUGCUGUGUAAGUAUAACUGAACUGCAAAUAAACAUGCUUGAUACCUGA
Messenger RNA from Oncorhynchus tshawytscha (Chinook salmon), 3898 nucleotides. It is a transcript of the gene chkb, whose product is annotated as choline kinase beta. Lineage: Eukaryota; Metazoa; Chordata; Actinopteri; Salmoniformes; Salmonidae. Gene Ontology annotation, cellular component: cytoplasm. The coding region runs from base 483 to 1793 and encodes 436 amino acids. Gene Ontology annotation, molecular function: ethanolamine kinase activity; choline kinase activity. Gene Ontology annotation, biological process: phosphatidylethanolamine biosynthetic process; CDP-choline pathway. The record is from RefSeq and is a predicted model, not a curated record. The transcript is spliced from 11 exons.